This is a messenger RNA of Lachancea dasiensis, 231 nucleotides long. The record is from the annotation of a GenBank genome assembly. NCBI's taxonomy places the organism in Eukaryota, Fungi, Ascomycota, Saccharomycetes, Saccharomycetales, Saccharomycetaceae.
AUGGCUGCCAAGACUUUUAUUGUUACUUUGAAAGACCACGUCGCUGACGUGGACAUCUCGAGUGUAAAAGAAUCGUUUUCCAAGCUUGGGGGUGAGAUCACACACGAGUUCUCGCUGAUUAAGGGCUUCACGGUGAAGGUGCCCGAGUCCGGAAUAGCCACGGUCAAGGAUGAACACGCAGACUCAAUUGCCAACAUCGAGGAGGACCAAGAGGUGUCUACGAAGGAAUAG